AUGGACUUUGUAGGAGAGAUUAUUGAGCACGAGACUGAGCCACCAACGGAACCCACUCCGUUUAAUGCAUCUGGUGGGUUCCCCGACCCUCAAAAGGUAAAAAAGGUGUCGCGAUGGAAACAAAAGCAACAAAAGCAACCGAAACUGACCACACUAGAGUUGCCCACCAAAGACAAACCCGAAGAUGAACUUAAUGAAGCAGAAGAGAUUGAUAAGGAGAAUCGUGAGAGAAUGGCCAAGAUGUCUGAAACCGAAAUAUUACAAGAAAAGCAAGAACUUUUGAACCAUCUAAAUCCAAAUCUUGUUCAAAGCUUGUUGAAGAGAAAGAACAAGAAAAUGAAAGGAGACUCAAGUGAACAAGAUGCGACCACUCACGACCACGAUCACGACCAUCAUGAACAUGCUGAAGGGUAUAAUGGAUGGAUUGGAGGAAUCAAGACUGCAGAGGGGCUUACCGAUUUGUCUCAGUUGGAGAAGGAAGAAGCGGAAAGGGCUUUAGGAUUGGACUCCGAUAGGAAAGUACGAUUUAAUGAUGAUAAUGUUGAGAAGAUAGAGUAUUAUGAAGCCGAUGGUGACGACGACAGGAAAAGCGAUUUAACUUUGGAGUCUGUGGCUCCAGAAGGAUACCAAUUGAAUCAAGAUGAAGUAAUGGAUGAGGGUGAAUCUACCGUACAUUUCACCAAACCCAAGCAAGAUGACUUGGAUUUGGACUUGGACGACCCUGACUUUUUCGAUAAACUACAUGAAAAGUAUUAUCCCAAUUUACCCAAAGAAACUGAAAAAUUGUCAUGGAUGACCAAGCCAUUACCAAAACAGGUCUCCACUACUUAUGAGAGUAUUUCCGACAUGAGAUUCGAUUUUAACGGAAAUUUGGUACAGAUCAAUAUAGACGAAGAGAAAGAUGAUUCACAAGGUGUACCUAUGUACUUGGGUCUACAUCAUCAUUCAGAAAAUCCUCAUAUGGCUGGUUACACGUUGAGUGAAUUGGUGCACUUGUCGCGUUCGGUAGUACCCAGUCAACGAUGUAUUAGUAUACAAACGUUGGGAAGGAUUUUGCAUAAAUUAGGCAAACAUGAGUUGAAUAUUAUACCCGUUUCCGAAACUGAGCAAAAUCAAGAUAUAAAAGAGAUGGUGGAAACUUUUGAAAAAAUGAUGUGGGAUUUAGUUGAAGAGUUGAGGAUUGUGGAAAGUAUUACAGAAGCUGCAGAUGAAAAGCACACCAAAAAUUUGUCAGUUCGCAAUUAUGCCAUUGAGGCAUUGUAUCUCAUUAAAUCCGCGAAAUAG
Molecule: messenger RNA, 1284 nt
Organism: Lodderomyces parapsilosis
Lineage: Eukaryota; Fungi; Ascomycota; Pichiomycetes; Serinales; Debaryomycetaceae
Exons: 1
Coding region: 1-1284 (427 amino acids)
Biological process (GO): transcription by RNA polymerase II
Cellular component (GO): nucleus
Source: RefSeq, a predicted model, not a curated record